CGCGAUCUUCCCCCACGUGGACAACCCCGAAAAUAUAAUAGCACCAUCAGCGCGAUCGCCGCGCUUUUCCAACCCACCGCCCUUCCUUCCCCAACUUCUCCGUACUCCCCACCCCCUUCGUCCACGAUGUCCACCAGCGUUGCGCGCCAGCCGCUGCCCGCCGGUCACUUCCUCUUCACCUCCGAGUCUGUCGGCGAGGGUCACCCCGAUAAGAUUUGCGACCAGGUCUCCGAUGCUAUCCUCGACGCCUGCUUGCGCGAGGACCCGUACUCCAAGGUCGCUUGCGAGACCGCGUCCAAGACGGGCAUGAUCAUGGUUUUCGGCGAGAUCACCACCAAGGCGAACCUCGACUACCAAAAGGUCAUCCGUGAGACCAUCAAGAAGAUUGGCUACGACGACUCGUCGAAGGGCUUCGACUACAAGACGUGCAACAUCCUCGUCGCCAUCGAGCAGCAGUCCCCGGAUAUUGCCCAGGGCUUGGACCACGGCUCGCUCGAGUCCAUCGGUGCCGGUGACCAGGGUAUCAUGUUCGGCUACGCUACGGACGAGACGGAGGAGAAGAUGCCGUUGACGAUCACGCUUGCGCACAAGCUGAACUUGGCGAUGUCGCUUGCGCGUCGCAACGGUGUGCUCCCGUGGCUGCGUCCCGACACCAAGACGCAGGUUACGGUCGAGUACAAGAAGGAGGGCGGCGCGACGAUCCCCCUGCGUGUGGACACCGUUGUCAUUUCCGCGCAGCACGCCGAGGAGAUCUCGACGGAGGACCUUCGCAAGGAGAUCUUGGAGAAGAUCAUUAAGCAGGUCGUUCCUGCUAACCUCCUCGACGACAAGACCAUCUACCACAUCCAGCCCUCUGGCCGCUUCGUUAUCGGUGGCCCCCAGGGUGAUGCCGGUUUGACUGGUCGCAAGAUCAUCGUCGACACCUACGGUGGCUGGGGUGCGCACGGUGGUGGUGCCUUCUCGGGCAAGGACUUCUCCAAGGUCGACCGCUCGGCCGCGUACACUGCGCGAUGGACUGCGAAGUCCCUCGUUUCCGCCGGUCUCGCUCGCCGCGCCUUGGUGCAGCUCUCCUACGCCAUUGGUGUCGCUGAGCCGCUGUCCAUCUUCGUGGACACCUACGGCACGGGCAAGAAGACCGACGAGGAGCUCGUCGAGAUUAUCCGCAAGAACUUCGAUCUGCGUCCUGGUGUCAUCGUUCAACAGCUUGACCUCCAGAAGCCCCAAUACCUCAAGACCGCCACGUACGGUCACUUCGGCAACCCCGAGUACAGCUGGGAGAAGCCCAAGACUCUGUCCUUCUAGAUGGGUUCUCAACACCCACGCGCCUACGCGCGCCUCCACGCACUGACCACGACUGAAUUUGGGCUCAACUAAUUGUAUCGGUAUCAUCGCAUUGGGACGCUCAUCCGUCCCUAUUUAUUACACCGCAUCCUUGUCGCUGUAUAGAUCAUGUCCCUUGCUAUCGUCCUCGCAUCCUCGUUACCCCCUCACCUAUCUACCUACCUACCUCUACGCUGGCCACUCCCUUCCAGCAUCCUACCCCCUACGACACCCACUAGAUCCUGCAGACUGGCCUAUGCUUGUCUGGGGUCGCUCUUGACUACGGAAUAUAUCCGCGUUCAACC
Molecule: messenger RNA, 1625 nt
Organism: Schizophyllum commune H4-8
Lineage: Eukaryota; Fungi; Basidiomycota; Agaricomycetes; Agaricales; Schizophyllaceae
Product: methionine adenosyltransferase
Exons: 6
Coding region: 127-1302 (391 amino acids)
Biological process (GO): S-adenosylmethionine biosynthetic process
Cellular component (GO): cytosol
Molecular function (GO): ATP binding; methionine adenosyltransferase activity
Source: RefSeq, a predicted model, not a curated record